Messenger RNA from Macrobrachium nipponense, 1632 nucleotides. RefSeq names its product protein HEG homolog 1-like. NCBI's taxonomy places the organism in Eukaryota, Metazoa, Arthropoda, Malacostraca, Decapoda, Palaemonidae. Gene Ontology annotation, molecular function: calcium ion binding. Bases 3 to 395 code for a protein of 130 amino acids. The transcript has 4 exons. The record is from RefSeq and is a predicted model, not a curated record.
AAAUGAAUGUGACAGCAAUCCCUGUGGGCCAAACUCCCAGUGCCAAAAUACAUUUCGAAGUUACGAGUGUGUCUGCAACGCUGGGUACGAAGCAGUCAACGGAACUUGUGCUGAUCACAAUGAAUGUGAUUCGAGUCCUUGUGGUCCCAACGGCGUCUGCUCCAAUAGCCCUGGAAGUUUUAGCUGCAAUUGCAGUGCAGGAUACGAUUUCAGUGGGGGAUCUUGUGUGGGUAAGUCCGGAGCCUUAUCAAGUCUGUGAUUGUUCUGCUAAAGACAUCGAUGAAUGUUUGAGCAAUCCAUGUCCAGAUGUCUCCGUGUGUACGAACACUCCUGGAAGUUACCUGUGUCAGUGUCCUCCUGGUUACAACUUGACCUCAGGAGCUUGUGUUGGCUGAACAACGGAUUGUGGAUCCGAUACGACAGAGAAGGAUUUCAAGUUAUGUGUCCAGACAGAUCAAUGGCCUCUUCACGGAUGUUCGUCACCGCUGACGGAUGCAUUGGAACCGCAACCAAAUACACGGUCCGUGGAGUUAGCACCAUCAUCCGAGAACGAGCUUACUUCACUCAUUUUUCGUGGUCAAGUACUAUCAUCCCAGCCUUACCCCUUCCAUACAAUGCGAAAGUGGCCCAUCAGCUAUCAAAACUAGCUAGUAUAGACCACACAACAAAGGCUUAUCAUGUCGAGGAGGAUCUACGGUUCUACAGGCUGCUAGCUGUGAUGUGCGUUCCGGUGGUGGUUCCCAUCACCGCUAACGUAUUUGCUUGGCGUAGGUUGAGGCGAACACGUAUGGAUCAUCAACAGAACGUCGUACCCCGCCCAGACAAUUUUCCUAUUGCCCUCAAAGGGUUUGAUUUUAGAGCAACCUGAAAUUGGCCAUUUCAUUUUGACUCGAAGGAAAGUUGUUUGGAAUUGUGUUUUGUGUGAAAAGCGGUUUGAACACUGGAAAAAUGUAUAACAGGAAACUCUGAGACAUUGCAUUCUAUAUAUAUAAGUAUGAGAAGCUUAAUUAAUCAGUAUCAUUAAAUAUAUAUGGUAGGGCACCUAAUAAGAUCAAUUGAAGCCCUACGUAUCAAUAUAUCGGUGCGUGUACGUACCUGGAAUCUCUAUGUGCACACUUAUCUGAAUUUAUAUCUCAAUUUGGUAACAACUAUUCUUAAACAAGUUACUUAUUAUCAUUAUCAUUUUAUCCAUGUACAUGCUAACCUUUUAUCUUAUCACAUUUUUUUGGUACCAUUUAACCACAUAUGCAUUUUAGAAUGUAAUUCUUAUGUCAUGCAAUCAUCAGCAGUACGGCAGUACUUUCUGUUGUGUAUAUAUCCUCAUGACUAACAGUAUAUCAAUACCCAUAAGGUAUGGCAUAUUAGUAUGAUAUCAUAUGCAUUUAUCUUAUACAUGGAUCUUCCAUGCAUUAUUCUUUAAUUAUGAGUAUUUCUAUAGAUCUUAUGUAUGUAUUUUUUUUUUACAUAUAAUCUGUUAAAAAUCAUUCCUUAACCACUUGAUGGUAACUAGGACUAACUAUAUAUUCAUAUUAAUAUCUCUAUCACACUCCUAUGAGUCAUAUACAAAUUAAGCUUUAAUGUUCAGUGUUUGGCUUGUAACUGACUGAGCAUUAAUGUAAUAAUUACACACAC